Messenger RNA from Histoplasma capsulatum G186AR, 1351 nucleotides. RefSeq lists its product as uncharacterized. The transcript has 3 exons. Gene Ontology annotation, biological process: attachment of spindle microtubules to kinetochore. Bases 242 to 1039 code for a protein of 265 amino acids. NCBI's taxonomy places the organism in Eukaryota, Fungi, Ascomycota, Eurotiomycetes, Onygenales, Ajellomycetaceae. The record is from RefSeq and is a predicted model, not a curated record. Gene Ontology annotation, cellular component: spindle microtubule; DASH complex.
GAUAUGUUUUGUCGUUGAUACCAGGGGAUUGGAGAUCACCAGUCGCAUCGUUGAUCGUAUAGCUUUGUUUGGACCUUCGACGUGCUGGUCUUGGCGUGGAGGCAUUGAUAUGCUGAUGCAGCAGUAAACAUAUCAACUCUGUCCCGGUUCAUACCGUAUGAAUCGGAUUCAAUAGCAUACCUCUAUAAUCCACUCCAAUUGAGAUUGAAUUUUGAUCCCCGUUCGCUUACCGCCUUCACCAAUGGGUCUCCUUGAAAGCCAUCUAGAGCAGAUCUCCCUCUCUGCAACUGCCAUCGCGGAUCUCCCUUUCCCUCCUCCCAAAAUCUUCGCAAAUGCUAUGCUCGGCCCGCAUGACAUCACAACCCUAAUCCGCGACACAGAACCCCACGAACGAGCCCUCUUCUCCAUUGACCCCUCUGCCAAUUCCCAACCCCGCGUCACCUCUGCUUCCUCAGCAAACUCCCAAAGAAGAACUACCCGUAGAGUCACCACUGCUGCGUCUGGGUCUUCAUUCCCGGAUCUAGUCCUCCCCCUUCCACACGAGGGAGGAGACUCCAUGGCCAGUCGCAUAUAUGCUGCAAAACACAACAAAAGCCAAUCCGCCGUAACCCAGGUCCUCGGUGGAGAUAUGGUAGAUGAGAUUAAGAAGCCGAGAGGUGAAGUUGAUGUCAAGGUGUUGCUAAGGGGAGCAGAGAUGUUGUGUAAUGUCUACCCUAUCCCCGGCGCCCAAGAACAAAUAUCCACCCUCCGCCACCGCCAUGAGCAUCUCUCUGCUUCCAUCGCGCAUCUGGAGUCGCGCAUCGCAGAGCAAGCCGCUCAGUUGCAGCGGAUGAACCGCUCGCAAGAUUAUUCCAGUGAUUACGACCCUGCAGAGCUGGAAACCAGCACCGAAGUUCUUAAUGCGGAAGUAUCUCCGCACGUCACUGAGGAAGACCUGCGUCGCGAGAUACUCGAGAUUCAUGAAUUAGAAGCCCGGAAACAGAAGUUGGAAGAGCGGAUGACGGGAAUGGAGAGGGAUCUGGGCGAGUUGAUGAGAUGAACAAACAGGGUAGGGAAGGAGAUGCUAUGUACAACGUGUGAGGUUUUUAUUGGCUUUUUAACUUCUACACUUUCAUAUUAUAUUAUCCUGAUCGUAGAUCUGGUGUGGGGUUAUCUCUCCACUCAUUAGCCCAGUCAUCACCUACUGAUGUGUGAUGCAUACGAGAAAGAGGAAACUCAGUUGCGCUUGCUGGUAUCCUACCGUACAGCUGCCCAUGUCCAGCCGGAAAGCGACGUAUGAGAGUGAGGUUGAUGUGUUGGUGACGGGUGGAUAGAGUGGGGAAGGGGAAUGAAACAACCGCUGCUCCGAAAG